Electrophorus electricus (electric eel) is the source of this 3153-nucleotide messenger RNA. It is a transcript of the gene znf143b, whose product is annotated as zinc finger protein 143b. Gene Ontology annotation, molecular function: RNA polymerase II cis-regulatory region sequence-specific DNA binding; DNA-binding transcription factor activity, RNA polymerase II-specific. The record is from RefSeq and is a predicted model, not a curated record. NCBI's taxonomy places the organism in Eukaryota, Metazoa, Chordata, Actinopteri, Gymnotiformes, Gymnotidae. Gene Ontology annotation, biological process: regulation of transcription by RNA polymerase II.
AUAUAAAUGUGUUUUCGCCGGUGGGCCUCGGUUCUCCAGCCGCUGCACGGAGCGCGGAGCGGAAGCCUUGUUCCAAUAAAGCAGUGGACACGUAUCGGAAACAUUGUUUCACUCCCGAGACGCUGCCGGACGCGGCGCGAUCAUUGCAACAUUGUAACCAGUUUCUCCCAGUUAACGCAGCACUUGCUAAGCCGCGUGAACUUCAGCUUUUCAAUGGUAUUAACUGGGAAAGCGAGCUGCGUCGUUCUCGGUAACCGAACUGCCACACACGAGCUGCGCAACGGCAGCUUUAUGUAAGCUCGGACUGCAACGCCGGACGUUAUUGUAGCGCAUUUGCUAACACGUCCGGAUAGUUUGUCAUGCAUUACAUGAGCUGAGUUAGUUAAACCGAGGCUGUUCUAGUACGUUAGCGGCGUAGCAAGCGCUUAGUCCCAGCUCACUCUCCUAUCUGUUCUGAGCUCCAGCGUAGUUUACGCAUUCAGGGCUUGGAUUUAUACGGAUGUGUUCAUUCGGGUCGCCAACGUUCGGCGUAGCUAAUGUGGGCUAGCUCGUUGGCUAGGACCGUGACACUACUGUUCCCUCUCCAGUUAUUCAACCCCUACCCUUGCUUUUCAAGGCAGUGGAUUAUUAAAAUUUCCUAAAAUAAAGAUAAUAAAACACAUUUCCUUUCUGUUUUCACUUUGAGUGUCAGCGCGGGCCUAAAUUAAGGUGCGCCAUAGCUGUAGUCUGGCAUGUAGGGAAGACGCACUGGAAUGUAAUUACAGCCAUGAAACAGCAGCGUUUAGUGGAUUUUGCAGCUGUUCUGCUGGUUCGAGGCAUUGUCGGAAAUCAUUUUAGUAGUGUAACAAAAUAUAAAAAUGGAAAUAAAAUCUACAAAAAAAUGAUGCGGUGUUGUAUAUCAGCAGGCAAGACAAAUCGAUUAUACAGCGGAUUUCAUAAAGCGAGUAGACCAUGCUCUUGGCUCAGAUGAACAGACACACCGAGAGCAUGGAGUUCCAGAGUGUUGAUGGUGACCCCCAACAGGUCACCCUUUGUCUGACAGAGGCCGUGACCGUUGCGGACAGUGACCACAUUGAGGCUAUGGAUACAGUGAGUUUGCAGGCAGUGACUCUGGUGGAUGGUUCUACAGCGUACAUACAACACAGCCCUAAAGUUUCACUUUCAGAAAACAAGAUAAUGGAAGGACAAGUGAUCCAGCUGGAGGACGGCUCUGCCGCGUAUGUCCAACACGUCCCGGUGCCUAAAGCAGUUGGAGAAGGACUCCAACUUGAGGACGGCCAAGCUGUGCAACUAGAAGAUGGAACAACCGCCUACAUUCAUGCAUGCAAAGACACAUAUGAUCAGGCUGGGUUACAGGCUGUUCAGCUGGAGGACGGGACCACUGCUUAUAUCCAGCAUGUGCCUCAGUCCAGCACCAUCCUAGCGAUCCAGGCUGAUGGUACCAUGGCAGACCUGCAGACAGAGGGCACCAUUGACUCCGAGACCAUCAGUGUACUGGAGCAAUACUCGGCUAAGAUGGAGGCUACGGAAUGUGGCACAGGACUGCUUGGUCGAGGUGACGCCGAUGGCAGCGUGCAUAUGCAGAUUGUUCUCCAAAGCCAUGAGAGCAGAUCACCCAAAAUACAGCACAUCGGGGAGAAGACCUUCCGCUGUGAUCAUGAAGGCUGUGGAAAGCUCUACACCACAGCACACCAUUUAAAGGUACACGAGAGAUCGCACACUGGGGAUAAACCUUAUAUAUGUGAACAUCUGGGCUGUGGGAAAAAGUUUGCCACAGGAUACGGCCUCAAAAGUCAUGUUCGCACACACACUGGAGAAAAACCGUACCGCUGUCAGGAGAUCAACUGCCUUAAGUCAUUCAAGACAUCUGGGGACCUGCAGAAACACACACGAACACACACAGGGGAAAAGCCUUUCAAAUGCCCAUUUGAAGGGUGUGGAAGAUCUUUCACCACUUCUAACAUUCGAAAGGUUCACAUUCGAACGCAUACUGGCGAGCGGCCAUACUACUGCUCUGAACCCAACUGCGGACGAGCUUUUGCCAGUGCCACCAACUAUAAAAACCACAUGAGGAUUCACACAGGGGAAAAGCCGUACGUCUGCACCGUGCCUGGCUGUGACAAACGCUUCACCGAGUACUCCAGCCUCUACAAGCACCAUGUAGUGCACACACCCUGCAAGCCCUACAACUGCAACCACUGUGGGAAAACCUACAAGCAGAUCUCCACUUUAGCCAUGCACAAGCGCACGGCCCACAACGACACGGAGCCCAUCGAGGAAGAGCAGGAGGCCUACUUUGAGCCCCCGAUAGAGGCCAUUGAUGACCCUGCAUUAACGCUGACCCCAGCUGUGGUAGGAGAGGACAGUGGAUCAGAGCAGGUUUCAGUGGGAUCGGAGAUCAUGAGUCAGCAACAUGUAGCCCUCAUCUCUCAGGAUGGCACAGAACAAGUGCUCUCUCAAGCCGACGUGCAAGCGAUGAGUGGCACGAUAACCAUGGUAACACAAGAGGGAACCACUAUAACUAUCCCAGCACAUGAAGCGAUGCUUUCCACAGGAGAGGCUCAUUCUGUCACCAUGGUUUCAGCAGAUGGCACAGAAGGACAGGUGGCCAUUGUGACGCCAGACCUGUCCGUGUUCCAGACGGAGGACGGCGAGCUGCUACAGGAAGAAGUUCAGCAGCAGACUGCCAGUUCUCAUCCAGUCACAUUGUUGGCUACCGCCAAUGGCACACACAUAGCUGUGCAGCUUAGUGAUCAGCCUUCACUGGAAGAGGCCAUCAGAAUUGCAUCACGAAUACAACAAGGAGAAAACCCAGGCCUGGAUGAUUAAAGCAUGACAUUCAAUUGUGUGUGUGUGUGUGUGUGAGAGAGAGAGAGAGACUGACUACAGUGAACAAGUGUCAAAUGUACAAAUAAGUUUGUAUUGCUAUCAUGAAUGCUCUGUUUCAAAAGGAUUGAAGAUAUUUUUGUGUGCAUUUAUGUACAUAGCAAUGUUUUGAAACUGGAAUUUUUUGCUGUAAAUAUUUAUUUGAUUCCUCUAUUGAAUACAUGACUUUUUAGGAACUUAUGAGAUUAACAAACGAGUAUUAUUUCAUUUUGAGAAAGUUAGAUUUGGGCUUCUGACUGAAAAUAAAACAUGAUAAACUCUAACUCA